ACGUACAUCCGUAGAUUCCCAUUCCGCUGCUAUAAAAGAGGGCGGAAGCAGGAAGGAAGAACAAGUAGGAAACGAUGGGAUUUGGGAGCGGCGAUGGGGCGGAUCUAAUGCGAAAGUUCCUCAACGAGGCUGGCGGUUCCGCCGUCAUCGACGGCGGGCUUGCAACGGAGCUCGAAGCCCAUGGAGCAGACCUGAAGGACCAGUUGUGGAGCGCCAAGUACCUCUUCACCUCCCCCGACCUGAUCAAGAAGGUUCAUUUAGACUAUCUUGAAGCUGGUGCAAGUAUCUUGAUCACUGCCUCCUAUCAGGGAACCAUACAGGGUUUUCAAUCUAGAGGUUUUUCCCCGGCGGAAAGUGAAGCUUUGUUGAGGAGAAGUGUUGAAAUUGCAUGCGAAGCGCGAGACAUAUUUCAAGGCCAAUAUCUUAAAGCCAGUUCUGGAUUCAGUGAGGGCGCAAUCAACCUGAAGCAGCAUCCUGUGUUGGUUGCUGCAUCAAUAGGAAGCUAUGGAGCAUAUCUAGCAGAUGGUUCUGAGUACAGUGGAAACUAUGGCCAAGAAAUUACAGUGGAAACCCUCAAAGAUUUUCACAGGAGAAGGCUUCAGGUUCUUUCUGAAGCUGGAGCUGAUAUAAUUGCUUUUGAAACAAUUCCAAAUAAACUUGAAGCUCAGGCAUAUGUUGAACUUCUUCUGGAGUGUGACACAAAAAUUCCAGCUUGGUUUUCUUUCACUUCGAAGGAUGGGAUCAAUGUUGUUAGUGGAGAUUCUAUGGCUGAAUGUGUUUCUCUGGCUGAUUCAUGCAACAAAGUCGUUGCUAUUGGAAUCAACUGCACUGCACCUAGAUUCAUCCACAGUUUAAUUCUCUCUAUUAAGAAGGAAACACUAAAACCCAUCUUAGUUUAUCCAAAUAGUGGCGGCGAAGGGUAUGAUCCUGUUAGAAAGGAUUGGGUGUUAAGUGGUGCUUCUGACGAUGAUUUUGUUUCAUACGUGAGCAAGUGGCAUGAGGCUGGAGCUUCUCUUAUAGGAGGAUGCUGUAGGACAACCCCGAACACCAUCAGGGCUAUAGCAAAGGCUUUGUGCAAGGGCUUUGAUGCUGGCAAAGGAGAAGCAGAGCAACAGAUUGAGGUUGAGAAAAAUUCAGUUGAGGACACACUGGCACUUAACUCGACAUCAUUUCAUAACUCUUCCAGCAACACAAGUGCUUGCUCCCGUCCUCUUCUCGUGUAGUUGUCUAGUAAAUGCGAAAGUAAAAUGAUGCACGAGAUCCUGAUCAAACUGUACUGUGCAUAACUGAAUCUGUUGUCUGAGUUCACCCUGCUUGGGAUUGUAGUAGCAGGAUGCUAAGUGUGAUCAAUAAAAAGUACUGUAGUAACAUUACGUCUUU
Zingiber officinale is the source of this 1380-nucleotide messenger RNA. RefSeq names its product homocysteine S-methyltransferase 2-like. The record is from RefSeq and is a predicted model, not a curated record. The coding region runs from base 75 to 1223 and encodes 382 amino acids. Gene Ontology annotation, molecular function: zinc ion binding; S-adenosylmethionine-homocysteine S-methyltransferase activity. Gene Ontology annotation, biological process: S-methylmethionine cycle. The transcript has 7 exons. NCBI's taxonomy places the organism in Eukaryota, Viridiplantae, Streptophyta, Magnoliopsida, Zingiberales, Zingiberaceae.